Drosophila takahashii is the source of this 2860-nucleotide messenger RNA. Its product is annotated as kelch-like protein 26. NCBI's taxonomy places the organism in Eukaryota, Metazoa, Arthropoda, Insecta, Diptera, Drosophilidae. The record is from RefSeq and is a predicted model, not a curated record. Gene Ontology annotation, molecular function: protein binding.
CGUCAAAAACGAAAAGUAAAAAGAAGCGAAAGAAACAAAAACGGUUUCGAGGCAGCAACUUAAUCGCUCACGAAAUAUCGGUUUUUGUUAAAUAUUUAUUUAGUUAGUUGCUGUGAAUAGUGUAGAUUUGUGCUAAAUCGCGUGAGAAAUUGCUAAGCGAAAAAGUAAAUAACGGUUCGGCCGCGAGUGUAAACAGAAAGUGUUGCCCUCUCGCUCGCACGCACACUCGCAUCCAAUCCGUCGCAAGAAAUUCUUAUCACACGGAUUCCCCAACCUUGGCUCAAUAGUAGAAUAAUAAAUAUAGGUUAAUAGCCCGAGCUAAUCUGUAAUCUAUACAACAACCGUACACCGAGAUGGCAGCGACGCCAGCGCCAGCAGCGACGCCGGCAGCGACGUCGUCGUCAGCGACUGCAACGAAAAGUCCUACAAAUCCACUGUCCACCGAGGAGAAGACCCUUCUCCGGGGACUCGACAAACUCCGCAACGAGGACAAGCUCACGGAUGUCACCCUGAUCGUCGAGGAGCACCGAUUCAAGGCCCACCGCGUUGUCCUGGCGGCCAGCAGCGACUACUUCUGCGCCAUGUUCGCCGACUGCGCCAUGAUCGAGUCGCGCAAGGACGAGAUCAACCUGUACGGGAUUACGGCGAGGGCGAUGGGCUCGAUCAUCGACUACAUAUACACCUCGAUGCUGGAACUGAACUACGACAAUAUCGAGGAGAUCCUGGCGGCGGCCACGCACGUCCAGGUGCGCGAGGUGAUCGAGCGCUGCACGCUCUUCCUGGGCACAAAGAUCGAGAUGGAGAACUGCCUGGCCAUCGCCGGCAUGGCCGAUAUCUAUGGCAUUAUGGACUUGUCCGAGCGGGCACACCGCUAUAUAUGCGCUCACUUCGAGGAGUUCGCCACCACGGCGGACUUCAAGGAAAUGAAGGUGGACCAGCUGCGCUUCAUCCUGUCCAGCAACUAUCCCAUCGAUGUGGCCGAACAGGAGCUGGUGCGUCUGGUGUGCAGCUACGCGAUGGAACAGCAGCUGGAGGAGGCCGCUCUGGGGGAUCUGCUGAGGCUGAUCAACUGGCCGCACAUUAGCUACAAGUCGAUGGACGAGCUGAGGCACCUGAACUGCUCGCUGGACGAGGGAAAGCAGCUGCCGCUGCCCACCAGCUACUACAAUCGAAUAAAGCACGCCUAUAUGGGGCGACUGAUGAACGGAGUGGGGGCGCUGGAGGAUCAAUCGCUGCCGCAGGGACCGAAGAAUAUGCGCGGCAUGGAGCUGUGCCUGCUGAAGAUCGGGGGCUUCGAGUGGAAGGGACUGACCAAUGUGAUAAUGUGCUUCUCGCCGACCAAAAUGAAUUGGUACGAGUUGACCGCCAUACCGCACAUCGAUCAGUCCUUCAUGUUCUAUCGCAUUUUAGGCAACUUUGGCACCGCCGUCCUGAACAACAAGCUCUUCAUCGUGGGCGGCGCCUAUGAUGUCUGCCUGAAGGAGUACAUCCAUCCGUUUGGCUUCUGCUACUGCCCGCUGAGGAACACCUGGAUGACCAUAGCACCCAUCCAGCUGGAUCGCUGCCGCUUCUCGCUGAACGCCGUGGGCAAUCAGCAUCUCUAUGCGGUGGGCGGCAUACUGGACGACGACAACUCCGAGGAGGCGCUGCGCAUGAUCUCCAAUGUGGAGCGCUACGACAUCGCCCAGAAUGUGUGGACCUAUAUGCCCAGUCUGCAGGAGAAUCGCAGUCAGCAUGCCGGCGUCGUUGUGGGCGACAAGCUGUACAUCUCGGGUGGCAUCCACUUGGCCAACAUCCUGGCCAGCAUGUGGAUGUUCGACACGAAGACGGAGCUCUGGCAGGAGCUGGCCUCGAUGCCCACGCCCUGCUGUGACCACGUUCUGGUGGCCGUCGACAAUCGCAUCUAUGCCUGCGGCGGCUGGCACGAGAGCCUGACGGAAUCGCGGGUCCUGGUGCAGCACAUCUAUGCCUAUGACAUCGAGAGCAAUGCGUGGAGCGUGGAGACCCAGAUACCGGCACCGAAAUUCUACUCCGGCGUGACGGCGAUGGGCAGGACCAUAUUCUUUGUGGGCGGACUGGACUCGACGGAGUCGAUUGAUCGGGCCAGUGCCGAAACGAUGGCCUACGAUCUGGACAGCAAGGAGUGGUGGCGCGAAAAGGACUCGUGGGACUCGCCCAACGACGUCUGGGAGUCAACGUGCGCGGCCAUCUAUGUGCCCAUGUUCGAUUUCUAAUAGUUGCCUUUGGAUUUCGGAUUGUCUUCCCUCCACAUCUCUGCUCCCCAUCGAAUUUAGCGAUUCUCAUGAUAUUUUUUUUUAUAUUUGUAUACAUAGUAUGUGUAGCUAGCGUAGGACUACAUGCGAGAUUUUGUGAUGACUGCGCACAGUGACAUGAAAUGUGCCAAGCACGGCAACGAAAAAAAAAUGUUUAGACCGUAAAAUGCCUUCGUUUCGCUUUCGAAAUAUUCUGUAGGUAAUGUUAAAUUAUUGCAAAGUAAAAUGUAAUUAACUUGUAUAGACACCGCGUAUGCCUUCUCUUCUCUGUUGAAUGUUUAAUAAAUAGUUAGUGUAAAAUUAUUAGGACCAUUUGUACUUAACGUGUAUAGACUAAGAUAGGAAAGUUCAUAAGUUGUUCAUAGCCCCAGACUGCCCUUUCUUGUAUUUUUUUCCUCGACCUUUCACUUGAUUUAUAAAACAUCUUCAUUGUUAGUUUUAAUUCCUAUUUCUGCAACAAGGAAACUGCCUAAUUUAUUAUUUUAAAAAAUAAGAAGGACCUUCUGGGCUUCCAAUUGUGUAAAAAGAUUUUAUUCUCCCGUAAUUAAGGUCAUUGGCAAUAAAUAAAAAACUACAAAUAAUACAAA